This is a messenger RNA of Phanerochaete carnosa HHB-10118-sp, 4293 nucleotides long. RefSeq lists its product as uncharacterized. Lineage: Eukaryota; Fungi; Basidiomycota; Agaricomycetes; Polyporales; Phanerochaetaceae. Bases 1 to 4293 code for a protein of 1430 amino acids. The transcript has 37 exons. The record is from RefSeq and is a predicted model, not a curated record. Gene Ontology annotation, cellular component: fungal-type vacuole; membrane. Gene Ontology annotation, molecular function: ABC-type peptide transporter activity; ATP hydrolysis activity; ATP binding. Gene Ontology annotation, biological process: transmembrane transport.
AUGUUCCAGACGUACACAGCUAUUCUCGGCCUGCUAUCUCUCAAGACUCUGUCGUGGACUGCAGUUGCGUCGGGCCAUUCCACUUUCGUCCUGCUGGCGACAUGGUCCGUAUAUGUCUAUCGGGACGUCUGGCCGCUCGCAACAUAUUAUCUAGCGCCAGCAGAUCAGCAGAGCGUCCUUUUCUGGCUCAAUUUUGCGGUAUUGACCAUUGCGGCGGUUGUCGUACCUCUUACCACCCCUCGAAAAUACGUGCCAUACAAUCCGCAGGAUCCAAUGCCGAGUCCGAAUCCGGAACAGACGUGCUCGAUCCUAUCUAUGACGCUGUUUACCUUCUUGGACCCAAUCAUAUGGGAUGGGUACCGGUCGCCGCACCUCAGUGUCGAACAGUUGCCACCGUUGUGCGAUUACGAGCUAAUGAAGUACAUGUCAAAAAGAAACUUUCCUUAUCUUGAUCCUCUGGAUCCUCAGUCUAGCCGACAUAUCUUCUGGGGAUUGAUGAGGCUAUAUACUUGCUUUUCUUUUUUGCAGCGCGUUAACAUGAUGAUGCAGGCAUCUGCAGGUAUUCUCACUCCGAUCGCAGUAAACAGGAUUUUGCAUUAUUUAGAGACCGGUGGCGAAAACGCCAGGACCCGUCCAUGGUUCUGGAUAUUGGCGUAUUUCGCAAGUCUCGUCUCGCCCGGUGUUAUCUCUGGACGUUACAUGUUCGUUGUGCUACGAGUACUAGUGCAAAUGCAGAAUACGCUCACGCAACUCCUCUUCGAACAUGCGCUGCGCAUUAGGCCGAAGGCGGAUAUCGUCACUUCCUCUGAUCUGAAAGGAGGUAAUAAGAGCAGCCCUACUACCCCGACAGAUGCGGCAUUCCUAUCCAGGGACGAGGCAAUGUUAGGCGAGGAGCAGGGCUCGUCAUCAGAAAGCAGCACGGCAGCCCCGUUCAGGAGCAGCAACGAGAAGGCUGCUGCCAUGGGCCGCGAGAAUAGUCAUAUGAUUGGCAAGAUCAAUAAUAUGAUCUCGACAGAUAUCAACAACCUCGAGGGUGGGCAGGGUUUUAUCAUGGUUGCAUGGUCUACGCCGCUCCAUAUUACUCUAAAUCUAGUGUUCCUGUACACAGUCCUGGGUUGGAGCGCACUAGUCGGAGUAGGCACCACCAUCGUCAUGUUAUGUAUUCCCGGCAUCAUAUCGAAAUAUUCUCACAAGCUUCAAGUCAAGAGAAUGGCGAAGAGUGAUGUUCGAGUAGGCGUUAUAUCUGAAGUCAUAGGAAGCGCCAUCCGGACGGUGAAGCUCUUCGGAUGGGAAAGACGGAUCAGCGACCGCAUAGACAAGAAGCGGAAGGAAGAGUUGCAUGCGCUUAAAAACUUCAGAAUUCUUUCGCUUGUGAACAAUAUCAGCAACAAUUUUAUCCCCUUGGUGACAAUGAUUGCCACGUUCGCAACUUAUACUCUAGUUGUGAAGGGUGAGCUGACAGCUUCGAAGGUCUUCUCGUCUAUGGCGGUGUUUCAAACCUUACAAGAUCACUUCAGAGGGUGUACCUGGUUUAUCCCCGUGUGCAUUCAAGCAAAGGUGGGUUUGGACAGGAUUACGGACUUCCUCCGGGAGACCGAGCUGUUGGAUUACUAUGCCAGGUCUACGCAAGAACAAGCUGUCACCCCAGGCCUUCCCGACUCUAGCGUCGUUGGUAUCCGCGAAGCUUCUUUCGUUUGGGACGCCAAGCAGGUAGCAAGUGCCAUGCCUGGAUCUUCACGGCGCAGCUUCAAGCUGUGCAUCGAGAACGAACUUGUGUUCAAACGCGGGCACAUCAACUUGAUUGUCGGACCUACCGGAUGUGGAAAAACAUCCCUGCUCAUGGCAUUGCUUGGCGAAAUGCAUUACCUUCCGAUUGGACCCGACUCCUACGUCAACCUUCCCCGGGCAGGUGGAGUCGCGUAUCACGCACAGGAGUCUUGGGUCCUGAAUGAAACUAUUCGAAACAACAUUCUAUUCGGGUCUCCCCUCGAGCAAGACCGAUACGACAAAGUUCUUCGGCAGUGCGCAUUGGAGCGAGACUUGUCUCUAUUUGAUGCGGGGGAUCAAACAGAAGUUGGCGAAAGAGGAGUAACUCUCAGCGGUGGUCAGAAAGCCCGCAUAACACUUGCUCGAGCGAUCUAUUCAAGAGCAGAGACUCUGCUUUUGGAUGAUGUCUUCGCGGCACUAGACGUCCAUACCUCCCAGUCAAUUAUCGAAGGGUGCUUCCAAGGAGAUCUAGUACGAGGACGUACUGUUAUCUUGGUUACCCACAACGUCGCGAUAGCGGCCCCUAUCACCGAUUUCGCUGUCUCACUUGGUACAGACGGACGCAUCAAGAGUCAGGGCACGCUUUCGAGUGUGCUCGAGAAGGAUGCGAAGCUGUCAGCCCACAUCACUAAAGAGACGUCUUGGAUGAAGAGAACCGACGAAAACACAGACAAUUUCAAACUCGACACGGGGGAGCAAAAGCCUGCGGGCAGGCUGACUACAGCCGAGGAGAUAGCCGAAGGACAUGUCGGCUGGUCAGCCAUGAAGCUGCUACUUCUGAACACUGCCAAAGGCCCGAUGCUUGUCGUAUUCUGGCUGGUGUUUCUCAGUGCCAUGUUGGCUAGCCGCUCGGCAGCCAUUUUGGAUUCGUGGGUACUCGGCUUGUGGGCGAGACAAUAUGAGAUUCACGACCCGUCCCAAGUUUCCGUGACUUACUAUUUGUCUCUCUACAUCGGAGUCAUCACAUUUUCCGCUAUAUUUCUGGCAUGCGGUUACACUAUAUAUAUGUACGGCACCCUACGAGCCUCUCGAAUAAUCCACCGGACCUUGGUGGAUACCAUACUCCAUGCAACGCUUAGAUGGCUUGACAACACUCCAUCCUCUCGCAUUAUUUCUCGUUGCACACAAGACAUCGCCUCCGUCGAUAGCCAGGUCGCAGAUGGUUUCUAUUUCGUGGCAGACGUUGCUUGCGACGUGAUGCUCAAAUUCUGCGUCAUCUGUCUAGUGUCUCCGGCCGUCGCUGGACCAGGUGCUCUGCUUGUCUUGAUAGGCACCGCACUGUCCAGGGUCUACAUGAAAUCACAGCUGUCUGUCAAGCGGGAAAUGAGUAAUGCCAAGGCGCCUGUUAUGGGCCAUGUUGGUGCUGCGAUUACCGGCCUUGUGUCUAUCCGCGCAUAUGGCGCUCAAGAGGCCUUUCGACAAGAGUCUUACCGCAGACUGGAUCGACUCACUGUCGCGGCAAGGGUGUAUAGAAACUUGAAUAGAUGGAUAUCUAUUCGCGGAGAAAUGCUAGCGGGCCUCUUUUCGGCUUCCCUCGCCACGUACAUGGUGUAUGGACCUAGCCGAGAUGCGUCUGACACCGGUUUCUCCUUGACAAUGGCGGUUGGGUUCAGUAGUAUGAUACUCUUUUUCAUCAGCGUCUUGAACGACUUCCAGGUCGAAGGUACUCUGGAACGAAUUCAACAGUACCUAACCAUCGAGCAGGAACCUACGCCUACUGAUUCUGGCCUCCCUCCAGCGUUCUGGCCGGUAAGUGGUACCCUGAGAGUAGAGAAUUUGUCCGCUCGGUACUCCGAGGAUGGCCCAAAGGUUUUGCACGACAUCUCGUUCGAUAUCAAGUCUGGAGAGCGAGUCGGGAUAGUCGGGCGGACUGGAAGUGGCAAGAGCUCAUUGGCUAUGGCGCUGCUUCGCUGCAUUCCCACGGACGGUAAAGUUUACUUCGAUGGCAUACCUACCGACUCGGUCAACCUCGACGCGCUUCGCACAAGUAUCACUAUCAUCUCGCAGGUGCCCGAACUUCUGGCCGGCAGUCUUCGCGAAAAUUUAGAUCCAUUCUCGCAACACGGCGACGCGACGCUGAAUGAAGCUCUUCGUUCGGCCGGACUCUUGUCCCUGCAAGGAGAUCCAAACGAGAGCAAUCUAACGCUGGACAGUGUCCUCUCGGGUGGCGGAAGCAACCUUUCUGUCGGACAGCGCCAGAUCAUCGCACUCGCUCGCGCAACGGUGCGGCAGAGUAAGUUGCUUAUUCUAGACGAGGCGACAUCUGCCGUCGAUUACGACACAGACGUUGUUAUCCAGGAGUCGUUAAGGAAAGGCGUCGCCAAAGACGUUACGCUGCUUACCAUUGCGCACCGCCUUCAGACUAUCAUGGACUCAGACAAGAUUAUGGUUCUGGACGCUGGUCAUGUUGUCGAAUUUGGCCCUCCCACUGAACUGCUUCAAGAUCCUGGUGGCUUCUUCAAGUCACUGGUAGACGCCUCAAGAGACAGAGAGAAGCUCUAUGCCAUGGUGGCCAAUGAUGCGUAG